GCCCAGGCUGCUGGCCUCACCUGGCGAGUGUGUUGAGAGCGGAUGCGGUAGCCGCUGCGGCGGCGGGGCGGGGGCAUGGACCAGGCCUGCCAGCGCGCCGGGUCCCAGCGAGUGCGCCCCGCCGCCCAGUGAGCGCCACGGCGGCGGGGGCCGGGGCCGACCCCUGCUACCCGGAGCCCAAGGAGAACAGGGCUAAGCUGUUUCCUGAGAUGACUCUGCCACCGAAGAAGCCCUGCAAGUCCAAGGCCAAGGGACUACUGCUGGGAGCUCUCUUUACCAGUUUCCUGUUGCUGCUGUACUCCUAUGUGGCACCUCCACUGUAUCCCAACAUGGCCUUCACGACCUCAGAGGCCGCAGCGCCCUGCUCCCCUGUUCCCAAUGAGCCAGUGACAGCCAUUUCUGCCAACGUCUCUGCCAGAGGGUGCCAACCUCAGCGAGAUAUCGUGUUCAUGAAGACGCACAAGACCGCCAGCAGCACGCUGAUCAACAUCCUCUUCCGCUUCGGCCAGAAGCACGAGCUCAAGUUCGCCUUCCCCAAUGGCCGCAACGACUUCCACUACCCGUCAUACUUCGCACGAAGCCUGGUGCAGGACUACCGGCCCGGGGCAUGCUUCAAUAUCAUCUGCAACCACAUGCGCUUCCACUACGAGGAGGUGCGCGGGCUGGUCCGGCCGGGUGCCACCUUCAUCACCGUCAUCCGCGACCCCGCUCGUCUCUUCGAGUCCUCCUUCCACUACUUUGGAUCCCUGGUGCCGCUCACCUGGAAGCUAUCGAGCCGCGACAAGCUGGCCGAGUUCCUGCAGGACCCCGAGCGCUACUACGACCCCAGCAGCUACAACGCGCACUACCUCCGCAACCUGCUCUUCUUCGACCUGGGCUACGAUAGUAGCCUGGACCCGGGCAGCCCGCGCGUGCAAGAGCACAUCCUGGAGGUGGAGCGCCGCUUCCACCUGGUGCUGUUGCAGGAGUACUUUGAUGAAUCCCUGGUGCUGCUCCGGGAGCUGCUGUGCUGGGACCUGGAGGACGUGCUCUACUUCAAGCUCAACGCGCGGCGCGACUCGCCGGUGCCGAGGCUCUCGGGCGAGCUGUACCGCCGAGCCACCGCCUGGAACCUGCUGGACGUGCGCCUCUACCGCCACUUUAACGCCAGCUUCUGGCGAAAAGUGGAGGCCUUUGGGCACGAGCGCAUGGCGCGCGAGGUGACCGAGUUGCGCCAAGCUAACGAGCGCAUGCGCCGCAUCUGCAUAGAUGGCGGCCAAGCGGUCAAUGCCGAGGCCAUCCAGGACUCGGCCAUGCAGCCCUGGCAGCCCCUGGGCAUCAAGUCCAUCCUGGGUUACAACCUCAAGAAGAGCAUCGGGCCGCAACACGAGCAGCUCUGCCGGCGCAUGCUCACGCCCGAAAUCCAGUACCUGUCUGACCUCGGUGCCAAUCUCUGGGUCACCAAGCUCUGGAAGUCCCUUAGGGACUUUCUAAGGUGGUGACGAACCCUGUCUACCUCCUGUUUGGCUUCGUGCAGCAGAAAGGCCAGGCAGGGAAGCUCUGGCACCUAGCCUUCCCCAGCCACGCCUAGUGCCACCCUGGGGUCCUUAGGGUUAUAGGGUCAUAGCUGUCUGGGACUGGUCUCUCUGCACAAGAGGGCCUAACAGAGAGGUAUUUAACUAAUUAUGCCAUUUUUUAAAAAUUAAAUCCCCUUUGUUUCCAGCCUCCUCUUACAAGGGGAGACUCAGAAGUAAAGAAAUUUUAUGUGUUUUUUGUUAA
Messenger RNA from Arvicanthis niloticus (Nile rat), 1758 nucleotides. RefSeq names its product galactose-3-O-sulfotransferase 1 (gene Gal3st1). The record is from RefSeq and is a predicted model, not a curated record. Gene Ontology annotation, cellular component: membrane. Gene Ontology annotation, molecular function: galactosylceramide sulfotransferase activity. NCBI's taxonomy places the organism in Eukaryota, Metazoa, Chordata, Mammalia, Rodentia, Muridae. Gene Ontology annotation, biological process: myelination; galactosylceramide biosynthetic process.